Daphnia magna is the source of this 514-nucleotide messenger RNA. RefSeq lists its product as uncharacterized. The transcript is spliced from 2 exons. Bases 21 to 485 code for a protein of 154 amino acids. The record is from RefSeq and is a predicted model, not a curated record. Lineage: Eukaryota; Metazoa; Arthropoda; Branchiopoda; Diplostraca; Daphniidae.
UAACCCUACCAAAGGAAGGAAUGGAAAGUUGGGAAAUAAACGAACAACUAGCUGCUGCCAUUACUGCUGGUCAACUGACUCUGCACGCCAAUGCAUUCUUUCGGGUUUGUGCAAAACAUUUGAUGCGUACACAUCCCAAAAAUCGUACGAAGGGGCAUUAUCGAACAUAUGCAGAGAUGAUCGUGAAUAAGUAUAGUUGCCUUAAAGACCGAAACGCAUCUUGCCCAUACAUUACCGUGAAAGAAAAAGUUGGCAAAGCCAUACAGAACUUGACUCACAACACUAAAACCAAACUUGUAAGAAAAUUGAAGAGAGACAAUGUGAAAGCUGCAGCUGCUGCUGAUGCUUCUCGUGGUGGGGCUGGUGCAAUGGCGAUGCCAUCAGGACGACUCCCAAGAUUUCCAGCAGCACAAGAGCUGACUACUGCAGAUAAAGACGCAGCUACCUACGCUGAUGAACAGCUUCAACUUACAACAGAGUUUUAGGCAAGACGUGCAUACGUGAAUGGCAAUAA